AACGACGCACGGGGACAACAUUUGCGUGACCGUGAGUUUCCUUGUUUCCUCCGGACUUUUCAUGGGCACGGAACGACUUCCGGUCGGUGAUGUCAGUUGUCUGUGCAUGCCGCUGAGAGAAGCCUCUAUCAAAGUAGUCACGUCGUCUGAAGCUCAGCCGAACCGCCACGAUGGGGAUCUUGGAGAAAAUCGCGGAAAUAGAACGAGAAAUCGCUCGGACGCAGAAAAACAAAGCCACUGAGUACCAUCUGGGUUUGCUCAAGGCCAAGCUAGCCAAAUACAGAGCGCAGCUCCUGGAGCCCAAGUCAACGGGGGCCAAAGGCGAGGGCUUCGAUGUCAUGAAAUCUGGAGAUGCUCGUGUUGCUCUUAUCGGUUUCCCCUCUGUGGGUAAGUCCACCUUUCUUAGUUUGAUGACAUCAACAGCCAGUGAAGCUGCUUCCUAUGAGUUCACCACUCUCACCUGCAUACCUGGUGUCAUAGAGUACAAAGGGGCCAACAUCCAGUUGCUGGAUUUGCCAGGAAUCAUUGAGGGUGCUGCCCAAGGUAAGGGUCGAGGUCGGCAGGUCAUUGCCGUUGCCAGGACGGCAGACGUCGUCAUCAUGAUGUUGGACGCGACUAAAGGAGAAGUUCAGAGAGAACUUCUAGAAAAGGAGUUGGAGUCGGUGGGCAUCAGACUCAACAGGUCGAAACCAAAUAUAUAUUUCAAGCCCAAGAAAGGUGGCGGCCUCUCCUACAACUCCACAGUUCCUCUCACCAUGUGCUCAGAGAAGCUUGUUCAGCUCAUCCUUCACGAAUACAAAAUCUUUAAUGCAGAAGUCCUCUUCAGGGAGGACAGCACACCAGACGAGUUCAUCGACGUCAUCGUCGGGAACAGAGUAUACAUGCCUUGCCUUUAUGUGUACAAUAAGGUGGAUCAAAUCUCCAUCGAGGAGGUUGACCGCCUGGCUCACAGAGCUAACAGUGUUAUCAUCAGUUGUGGGAUGAAGUUGAACCUGGAUUACCUUCUAGAGACGUUGUGGGAAUACUUGGCUCUGAUUUGCAUUUACACGAAGAAAAGAGGAGAGCGCCCCGACUUUAACGAUGCCAUCAUUAUGAGAAGAGCAGCGUCUGUAGAACACGUGUGCCAUCGAAUCCAUAGAACCUUAGCCAGCCAGUUCAAAUAUGCCCUGGUUUGGGGAACCAGUACCAAGUACAGCCCCCAGAGGGUCGGCCUCACACACAUCAUGGAGCACGAGGACGUCAUCCAGAUCGUUAAGAAGUAAAAACCAGCCUUUGAUGGGACGGAGGAGAGACGGAGCAGGAAGAGUCACACUUUGAGUUAGAAUGGAGGGGAAAAAAAGAUCCACUGUACAGUAAACUUACUGCAAUCAAUGAAAAAUAUCCGCCAUUCUUAUUUUGUAUAUUAAAAUGAACAAAAUGCAUUGAAGAGACCGAGCAGUCUUCAGGUGACCGUCCCCAGGAAAUGCUGUAUUUGACUUUUUGAUUAUUAUUAAGAAGAUGCAUUCAUUCAGAUAGAGAAACGAGGGGGAGGGGAGGGGGAAAUAAUAAAGUCCGUAAAAUGA
Messenger RNA from Cyclopterus lumpus (lumpfish), 1562 nucleotides. It is a transcript of the gene drg2, whose product is annotated as developmentally regulated GTP binding protein 2. The record is from RefSeq and is a predicted model, not a curated record. Gene Ontology annotation, cellular component: cytoplasm. Gene Ontology annotation, molecular function: GTPase activity; GTP binding. Bases 171 to 1262 code for a protein of 363 amino acids. Gene Ontology annotation, biological process: cytoplasmic translation. Lineage: Eukaryota; Metazoa; Chordata; Actinopteri; Perciformes; Cyclopteridae. The transcript has 14 exons.